AUGGUGGUAAGGUUUCUCCUCUCUGAAGCAAUCAUCAUUGGUGCUCUGGACCGCAACGACCUCGCUUUCUGGGAGACUCUUGCUUCUCAUUUUCGAGAGAAGCUUGACAUGAUGACGUCAUCUGCUUCGACUGCCACACCCAUGCGGCAUGCCUUCGAGUCACGGGUAUCCGAGGUGAAGUCGCCGAAGAGCGAUAUUAACGCCCUCAUUCUCGACUAUCUCACUAUGGAGGGAUAUCCGAUGGCGGCAGCGAAGUUCUCCAAGGAGGCCAACCUACAACCCCAGCAGGAGGGCGCUUCGAUUAAGGCGAGACAGCAGAUCCAGGAGCAUAUCCACAGAGGUGGUAUAAAACAAGCUAUUGAGGCGUUGAAUGAUCUUGAUCCAGAGAUUCUCGAUCAGGAUCCACGGCUCCAUUUCGCACUUUUGCGCCUCCAGCUUGUUGAGCUGAUUCGUUCGUGCGGAGAUGGCGAUAUCACUCCCGCUCUGAUGUUCGCAACGAACCAGCUAGGUCCUCGAGCCCCCAGCCAUCCAGAUUUUAUGGAACAGCUCGAAAAGACCAUGUCGCUCCUCAUCUUUCCUCACAACGAUUUGAAGCCGGAGCUUGCUGCUCUGCUCAACCCAAACCUCCGACGUGUCGUAGCUGAUGACGUGAACAAGGCUAUCUUAGCUCGACAGAACCAGCGUCGCGAAGCAGCUAUCCGCAAUCUGGUCAAGAUGCGGGCUUGGGCCGAGCAGACCGCUCGCGACAACAAGAAGGACAUCCCCAGUCGGAUUGACCUUGGAAUUCACGGCACUGAUAACGCUGAUGGCAUUUCACACGAGAAUGGCCAUGAGCCCAUGAUUACGAGUUAA
Molecule: messenger RNA, 852 nt
Organism: Phaeoacremonium minimum UCRPA7
Lineage: Eukaryota; Fungi; Ascomycota; Sordariomycetes; Togniniales; Togniniaceae
Product: putative ran binding protein in the microtubule-organising centre protein
Exons: 5
Coding region: 1-852 (283 amino acids)
Biological process (GO): proteasome-mediated ubiquitin-dependent protein catabolic process
Cellular component (GO): nucleus; cytoplasm
Molecular function (GO): protein binding
Source: RefSeq, a predicted model, not a curated record